CGGUUCUUCUGGCAGCUGCCGCCGCUGCCGCCUCUGCCACCUGCCACGGCCCAGCCUCAGCCCGGGAUUUGGUCACCUCUUCCUCGUUCUCCACUGCGCCCAUGAUCCCUCCUGCAGCCUGGGCGGCGGGCCCUGCGGCUCCCGCGUGGUGAGAGGGCGGUCUGGGGACAAUGGAGGCCCCACGCUGCAGCUGCUGCCCCAGCCGCCUCCUGGCCUCCGCCCUCCUGCUGCUGCUGCUGCUGCCAGGGUUCAGAGGGCCUUUGGCGGUGCUGCUGCAGGCGGCCGAGGCUGCGCCGGACCCCGGGCCUCCGGACCAUGGGUCGCGAACCCUGCCGCCUCUGCCGCCCGGCCCCACCGCCGCCCAGUCCCCAGGCCGCGCUCCGGCCGAAGCCGCGGGGCCGCGGGGCGCUGAGAGCAGCAAUGGCAGCAGCCCCGGGGCGGGGCUUGCGGCCAGCGACCUAGGAGGGAAGGCGGGGGAAGAAGGCUCAGUGGGUGGCGGUCUCGCUGUGAGCCCCAACCCCAGCGAUAAGCCCAUGACCCAGCGGGCGCUGACCGUGUUGAUGGUGGUGAGCGGCGCGGUGCUGGUGUACUUCGUCGUCAGGACGGUCAGGAUGAGAAGAAGAAACCGAAAGACUAGGAGAUACGGAGUUUUGGACACUAACAUAGAAAACAUGGAAUUGACACCUUUAGAACAAGAUGAUGAGGAUGAUGAUAACACAUUGUUUGAUGCCAAUCAUCCUCGAAGAUAAGAAUGUGCCUUUUGAUGAGAGGACUUCAUCUUUCUACAAUGAAGAGAGAAUUUCUAUGUUUAAGGAAUAAGAAGCCACUUUAUCAAUGGGGGGGGUAUUUAAGUUACAUAUAUUAUGACAACCUUUAAUUUGUUGUUGAAGUAAAUACUGUAUCAUUUUGUUAUGUCUUUGUAUGUAUAGAAGUGCUCUUAAUGGGCUCAGAGUUCUUGGAAGUAAACUAUACUAUAAUAGAAACCUGUUUGAAAGUUACUUUAAAGCAAGAUCUUUUCUGAUCAGUUUUUGCUUAUUGCUUACCAUGUUAUUGUAAACUGUUUUACCCAUUAAUCAGUUAAUGUUAUUUUUGGGGGAAUUUUUUGCUGGUUAAUUAUUUUUUGCUGGAAAUGUAAGUCCCAACAACCAACUGGUAUGUAAAAAUAAUUUAAAAAUUUCUUUACAAAGGAUAUGUUUCCCAUUUUUGUGGGGAAAAGAAGCCAAAUUUACUACUUUGUGUUUAGGUUUUUUAAAUAUUAAUAAAUGUCUGAGUUGUGUGCAAAACAAUAAA
This is a messenger RNA of Equus quagga, 1290 nucleotides long. It is a transcript of the gene FAM174A, whose product is annotated as family with sequence similarity 174 member A. Bases 171 to 749 code for a protein of 192 amino acids. Lineage: Eukaryota; Metazoa; Chordata; Mammalia; Perissodactyla; Equidae. The record is from RefSeq and is a predicted model, not a curated record. The transcript is spliced from 3 exons.